This is a messenger RNA of Oppiella nova, 489 nucleotides long. The record is from the annotation of a GenBank genome assembly. NCBI's taxonomy places the organism in Eukaryota, Metazoa, Arthropoda, Arachnida, Sarcoptiformes, Oppiidae.
AUGAGUGGUGAAUAUAAGGAUGAACUGAGAGCUAACCUCUUAAAUGAUUUGCAACUCAAAGAUGUGACCAAUUAUUCUCAUUAUUCUCUCAGCAAAAAGGUGUGGAAAGUCUUUCUGGGCGCCGGUAUCAUAGUUAUAGUGAUUGGAGUGGGCAUUGGUUUUGGACUCUACUAUGGCCUCAAAGAGCCCGAUGGCUCAAAGAACUCUACUAUGCCUACUAUGCCUCCCUCUACUACUAUGCCUCCGGAGUGUGACGGCAGUUGUCUCGGCUCCUACACCUCGGACUCCUAUUUAGGUGUCUAUAAUAAGUAUGCCAUCAGUACGGACUCCGAGCCCUGCGCUCCCAUCGGAAAGGCAAUUCUUGAGAAGGGCGGGAAUGCCAUCGACUCUAUGAUAUCUGUGUUACUGUGUAUGGGAGUCACGAUUCCCGAGUCCAUGGGUUUGGGUGGCGGUGCCUUAAUACUCAUUUAUAACGGUAGUCACUUACUU